AAAAUUUCUAGACUCGCCUGCAUUGACUAAUAAUUAAAAAAAUCUAUUCAAUAAAAUGAAACAGCAGAGCAAGCAAUCGGAGAGAUAAGGCUGUAAAUUUUAUCAUUACCAUAAUUCUAAGCCGUUCUACUAAAUACAUUAAUUCCUGGUUUUUACUUUAAUUAUUUCUUACAUGUAAAUACCUACUUCGGGUUGGAGGGGGCAGAAUUAAUAAGCGGGUUUGUUUUUGAAAACUGGCCACGUGAUUCGUUGUUUCCGAGGGUCUGUAAAUAGUGGGUGGUUUCAAAAACCGGGUAGGUAUAUGAGGGUGUGUGUACAGUCCACUUCGGGAGCAGAGUGACGCCGCUGCUCGAGUAAGAGAACGUCACAGAUGUAUAAAGCGGCAGAAAUGCUUGAAAUGGCCACUGAAGGGACGUCGCCAGCUGAAAAAUCAGCUGGGAAUGAAGCGGAAAUUUCCACUGGAGACAAAUCUGUGUUGCAAGGGGCCCCGGCUAGGACUUCAAAACUGUUCGCACCGACUAUGUACCUGCACGGACACGAAGGGGAAAUUUUUACAGUUGAAUUUCAUCCAGAGGGCCAGCAUUUGGCUUCAUCGGGCUUUGAUAGGCGGAUAUUUAUGUGGAGCGUUUACGGCAACUGCGAGAAUUUGUCCGUAAUGCAUGGUCACACAGGGGCUAUAAUGGAACUGCAUUUCACACCCGAUGGAAGUAAUAUUUUCACAGCGAGCACAGACCAUACUUUGGGUUUGUGGGAUUUGCCAACGGGACAACGGAUUAAAUACUACGAGGGUCACGCUGCUUUUGUUAAUUCAGUACAAGGAGCGAGACGAGGAGCGCAGAUGAUGGUAUCAGGCAGUGAUGAUACAACAGUGAAACUCUGGGACACCCGUACACAACAAACAAUUUCUACGUUCAAUUCCAAUUAUCAGGUGGCUGCCGUCGCGUUUAAUGAUACAGCAGAGCAAAUUUUCGCUGGAGGAAUUGAUAAUGAUAUCACAGUUUGGGAUAUACGGAACCAAGAAAUUAUUUAUACUUUAAAUGGACACAGUGAUGCGGUCACUGGACUGGCUUUAAGUCCAGAUGGGUCAUAUUUACUUUCAAAUUCUAGGGAUAAUAGUUUGAGGAUAUGGGAUGUGAGGCCAUAUGUAUUACAAGAAAGAUGUGUUAAAAUAUGUACAGGACACCGACACAACUUUGAAAAAAAUCUUUUGAGGUGCUCAUGGUCCAAAGAUGGUUCGAAAGUUAGUGCAGGAUCGGCCGAUAGAUUGUUGUAUAUUUGGGACACUGCGUCUGGGAGAACAAUUUAUAAACUGCCUGGACAUAAUGGAAGUGUUAAUGACGUCGAUUUUCAUCCUACUGAACCCAUCGUUUUGUCAGGAGCUAGUGAUAAACAAAUUUAUUUAGGUGAAUUAAAUUAAUUAAUAUCAUAAUUUU
Molecule: messenger RNA, 1433 nt
Organism: Zophobas morio
Lineage: Eukaryota; Metazoa; Arthropoda; Insecta; Coleoptera; Tenebrionidae
Product: U5 small nuclear ribonucleoprotein 40 kDa protein-like
Exons: 3
Coding region: 371-1417 (348 amino acids)
Cellular component (GO): catalytic step 2 spliceosome
Molecular function (GO): RNA binding; protein binding
Source: RefSeq, a predicted model, not a curated record